GGUUUCCUGACAUCACUUGGUUGAAUCUGUUCAGGCUCCUUCUUUUCUGGAACCCGUGAGGAGAAGAGGGCAAGAGGCGUCCCAUGGCUGCAGCGGAGUCUGACAGCAGUCAGAGGCAGAUUGAUGAAAUUGAAGCACUUUCAUCUAUAUAUGGCGAUGAGUGGUGUGUUAUUGAUGAAGAGACUAGAAUAUUUUGUAUUAAGAUUAGUGAUAAUUUAGAAAAACCCAAAUGGACACUCUGCUUACAGGUGAUUCUACCUUCUGAAUAUCCAGAUACAGCUCCACCCAUUUAUCAACUGAAUGCUCCUUGGCUUAGAGAACAAGAUCGUGUGGAAUUAGGAAACAGCCUUGAGGAAAUAUAUGUACAGAACAUUGGUGAAAGUAUUCUUUAUUUGUGGGUGGAGAAAAUUCGAGAAGUUCUAAUAGAAAAAUCUCAGAUAUCAGAAUCAGGCCCGGACAUAAAGAAGACAACUGAAGAGAAAGAUGUUGACUGUGAAGAUGAUUAUUUUUUUGAUUAUCAGUCAAAAAAUACAAUUGAAGCCUUGGAUUUUGUUAUCACUGAAAACCAAUCAGAUACCGAAGAACUACCAUCAAUUAAGCAUGGUGUUCCAAUCACUGACCGAAGAAGCACUUUUCAAGCACAUUUAGCUCCUGUAGUUUUCCUUAAGCAGGUAAAAAUGGUUCUUGCCAAAUUAUAUGAGAAUAAGAAAAUAGCCAAUGCUACCCACAAUAUCUAUGCUUACAGAAUAUAUUGUGAAGAUAGGCGGACUUUCUUGCAGGACUGUGAAGAUGAUGGGGAAACAGCAGCAGGUGGACGUCUCCUUCAUCUUAUGCAGAUUUUGAAUGUACGGAAUGUUUUGGUGGUGGUAUCACGCUGGUAUGGUGGUAUUUUACUUGGACCAGAUCGCUUUAAACACAUCAACAACUGUGCCAGAAACAUACUAGUUCAAGAGAACUAUACAAACUCACCAGAGGAAUCAUCCAAGCAACUGGGAAAGAACAAAAGAGUAAAAAAAGACAAGAAGAAGAAUGAACAUUUUACUUGAAAAUCUAGCUUUUAAAGAUACUUUUGUUUUGAUUAUAUAAUUAAUCAUCAAGGAAUACUUUCUAUAGAGAAGAUCCUUGAAAGACAUUCUUUGUGACUACUCAACCCAGGAGUUCAAGAAAACAUGACAUGGAUGCCAGUCAGGAUUUUCACUUAUUUCUUGGUUGUCCCAAUUGAUCAGAAAUGGAGAACUUAUGUAUUUAUAUGUAACUAAGAAUGAUUCAGAAAAGUUAAUCAAACCUAUUCGUCAUUGUUUCUAAUUUUGGGAUGUUAACAGUUUCUCUAAGAAUCAAGUGAAUUACCUGUAUUUUUGGAUUACAUGUCAAGUGCCUUUCUUAUAUGGUGAAAACCAUCUCUGGAGGGUUUAAAUACUUGAUGUCUUGUCACCUGGAUUCUUGUUGAGUUAAAUUAAUAUUGUAUUUUACAAUACUUUACAGAAUGUUUGAAUGAGCUCCUGGAGAGCUACUUUUUUUUUCUUUUGUAAUUGUGAUUCAGAAAGCUUACUUUAGUUUGAGUAAGCAUUUCUGACUUGUGUAAAUUUAGUGAAAAUCCAGCUAAUACCUGUCAGUAGAAAAGUAGUAGAGAUAAUCAUUUGUUUAACGUACAAUGAAUUAUAUAGAUAUUCUAAGACUUGGUAGAGAAUCUGUUAUUGAAAUUCACAGAUGUUUUCAGCUCCACAUUUUGGUUUUUGUACAGUAAUGUGUAGUAAUAAAAAUGUAGUAUCAA
Antechinus flavipes (yellow-footed antechinus) is the source of this 1771-nucleotide messenger RNA. It is a transcript of the gene IMPACT, whose product is annotated as impact RWD domain protein. Lineage: Eukaryota; Metazoa; Chordata; Mammalia; Dasyuromorphia; Dasyuridae. Gene Ontology annotation, biological process: regulation of translational initiation. The record is from RefSeq and is a predicted model, not a curated record. The transcript is spliced from 11 exons. Gene Ontology annotation, cellular component: cytoplasm. Bases 84 to 1046 code for a protein of 320 amino acids. Gene Ontology annotation, molecular function: protein binding.